This is a messenger RNA of Lagopus muta (rock ptarmigan), 3545 nucleotides long. RefSeq names its product R3H domain containing 2 (gene R3HDM2). Gene Ontology annotation, molecular function: nucleic acid binding. Lineage: Eukaryota; Metazoa; Chordata; Aves; Galliformes; Phasianidae. The record is from RefSeq and is a predicted model, not a curated record.
CCCCCCCCCCUCCUCCUCUACUUUCCGCGCUGGCCCAGGCCCGGCCCAUAGAGGUGGUGGCGGCGGCGGCGGCCGCGGCCCAGCGGCGUGGGGCCCGGCCCGGUGCCCGUCGCUGCGUCGCAGGGCUCUGAAGAUGUCCAACAGCAACACGGCGCAGGAGUCCCUGGAAAUAAUGAAGGAGUCAGAAAAAAAGGUGGUCGAGGAAUCCGUGAGCAAAACCAAACACGUAUCCAGGUCACCCAGCAAGGAGGAGGCUGAGAAGGACGGGGGGGAGGAGGUCAGCGUGCGUCAGGAGGCGCAGAGGCGGACGUCGGGCCAUGGGCACGCCAGAAAAAGAGCAAAGUCUAAUUCAAAGCUUAAGCUGGUCAGGAGCUUGGCUGUGUGUGAAGAAUCGUCCAGCCCCUUUGUAGAUGGGCUGCUGGAGUCCCAGGACAUCAUUCAGCUGCGUGUGAGCUGCCCCUCCGACAAGGAAGAGGAAAAGUCCACGAGAGAUGGGGCUGAGAAAGAAGAGAAAGAGAAGAGUAAAGACAAGGCACCAAGGAAGAUGCUGUCUCGAGAUUCCAGCCAGGAAUACACGGACUCCACCGGCAUAGAUUUGCAUGAGUUUUUAGUAAAUACACUGAAAAAAAACCCAAGGGAUAGAAUGAUGCUGCUAAAGUUAGAACAGGAGAUUCUGGAAUUUAUUAGUGAUAGCAACAAUCAGUUUAAGAAGUUCCCUCAGAUGACCUCGUACCACAGGAUGCUGCUGCACCGCGUGGCCGCCUACUUUGGCAUGGACCAUAAUGUUGACCAAACUGGGAAGGCAGUCAUUAUCAACAAGACCAGUAACACACGAAUCCCCGAGCAGAGGUUCUCUGAGCACAUCAAGGAUGAGAAGAACGCCGAGUUUCCCCAGCGGUUUAUCCUAAAACGCGAUGACACCAGCAUGGACCGGGACGAUAACCAGAUCAGACUCCCCUUGCAGGAUGGGAGGAGGAGCAAAUCUAUAGAAGAGCGAGAGGAGGAAUACCAGCGGGCCAGGGAGCGGAUAUUUGCACGAGAGACUGGCCAGAACGGAUUUCUCACCGACAGCAGGGGCAACCGGGACGCUUUGAACCGGGCCUCGGGCAGCCGCCAGAGCAGCACGGAGAGCGAGAUGAAGUCGCUGGAGCCUCGGCCGUGGAGCAGCACGGACUCAGACGGCUCCAUCCGCAGCCUGCGGCCGCCCGUCACCAAAGCCAGCAGCUUCAGCGGCAUCUCCAUCCUGACGCGGGGCGACAGCAUCGGGAGCAGCAAAGGCGGCGCUGCCAGCAGGGCGCCUCGGGCAGGCCUGGUUCUCGGUGCCCCCGAGGCGUGCAGCCAACCCCCUUCAUCACAGCCCACCCGCGGCCUCCUUCCCUGCGCGUCCCAGCAGCCUCAGCCGCCGCCUCCCCAGCAGCCCCCGCCGCAGCCCCCCGGCCUCCCCCCCGCCGCCCAGCAGCAGCCAGCCAUGAGCAGCCACAUGAUGUCUCAGCCGGUCCCGGCGCUGCAGCCCGUUCAGUAUUCUCCAAGCUCCUGCCCCCAAGUCCUCUUGCCAGUCUCUCCACCCCAGCAGUACAACAUGGCUGACGAACUCAGCAGCCCCUUUGGGCAGAUCAGCCUCAGCCGGCAGGGCUCGACGGAAGCACCGGAUCCUUCGAUGUUCCAGCCAUCCCUCAUCUCCCAGCACCCUCAGCAGGCGGGAUUCAUCAUGGCGACCCCCGGGCAGCCCAUUCCCACCUCCAACUACUCGGCCUCAGGGCACACGGUCCCCACGCAGCAGGUGCUGCAGCCCCAGGGCUACAUUCAGCCUCCCCAGCAAAUUCAGGUUUCUUACUACCCUCCUGGGCAGUACCCGAACUCCAGCCAGCAAUACCGAUCUCUCAGUCACCCAGUGGCCUACAGCUCUCAGCGCACGCAGCAGCUCCCCCAGCAAGCCCAGCAGCCCGGUUUACAGCCCAUGAUGUCCAACCAGCAGCAGACGUACCAAGGCGUGAUGGGGGUGCAGCAGCCGCAGUCACCCGGGCUCCUCAACAGCCAGAGGAGCAGCAUGGGGGGCCAAAUGCAGAGCGUGAUGGGGGUGCAGCAGCCGCAGCCGCCGAGCCUCCUCAGCAGCCAGAGGAGCGGCAUGGGGGGCCAGAUGCAAGGCCUGGUGGUGCAGUACACUCCUCUGCCUUCGUACCAGGUUCCCGUGGCCAACGAGUCGCAGAGCGUGGUCCAGCAGCCCUUCCAGCAGCCGGUGCUGGUGCCGGCCAGCCAGUCUGUCCAGGGGGGGCUUCAGACCGGCGGCGUGCCCAUCUACUACAGCGUCAUCCCAACCGCCCAGCAGAACGGCACCAGCCCUUCGGUGGGGUUCCUGCAGCCGCCCGGCUCGGAGCAGUACCAGAUGCCGCAGUCUCCCUCGCCCUGCAGCCCGUCGCAGAUGCAGCAGCCGUAUUCAGGGGUUUCCCCGUCGGGCCCCGGCGUGGUGGUGAUGCAGCUGAACGUCCCCAAUGGCCCCCAGCCCCCCCAGAACGCCCCCGUGGUGCAGUGGAGCCACUGUAAGUACUACAGCCUGGAGCAGCGGGGGCAGAAGCCGGGAGAGCUGUACAACCCGGACGGCGGCGCUCAGGCCGGCACCCAGCUGAGCAGCCCCAUCACGUCCCCCACCCAGUCCCCGACGCCGUCGCCCGUCACCAACCUGAACAGCGUCUGCACGGGGCUCAGCCCCCUCCCCGUCCUCACGCAGUUCCCCCGGCCCGUGGGCCCAACGCAAGGUGACGGGCGUUACUCGCUGCUGGGCCAGCCGCUGCAGUACAACCUGUCCAUCUGCCCCCCGCCGCUGCUCCACAACCAGCCCAACUACGGCGCGCACCAGGGACAGAGCGGCAUGAAACACGGCAACCGGAGCAAGAGACAGGCCCUCAAGUCAGCGUCCACCGACCUGGGGACGAGCGACGUAGUGCUGGGCCGGGUGCUGGAGGUGACGGACCUCCCCGAGGGCAUCACGCGGACGGAGGCGGACAAACUGUUCACGCAGCUCGCCAUGGCCGGCGCCAAGAUCCAGUGGCUCAAAGAGACUCAGGGGCGACGCGACGGCGGCGGCGGCUCCGGGGACGGCACGGGGACUCCGGAAAACGGCCGGCACGCCGACCUCGCUGCCUUAUACACCAUCGUGGCCGUGUUCCCCAGCCCGUCGGCGGCUCAGAGCGCUUCGCUCCGCCUCAACAACUCGCUGAGCCGCUUCAAGCUGCGCGUGGCCAAAAAGAACUACGACCUGCGGGUGCUGGAGCGCGCCAGCUCGCAGUAGGGCUGCGCCGGGCUCCGGGCUGCGGGCGCCCCUCCGCCUCCCCCCCCCUCCCGGAUAUAUUUAUAUGGACAGAAAUAAGAGACGCAUUGAUUUCUCUGGGGGUUUUCGUUGGUUUUUUUGGAGUGCUGCCCGUUGCCGCCCCCCCGUGUCUCUGUUUUGUUGAGCACUGUGUUGAGCUGCACAUACAGGUGUUGGUUGGUUGGUAUGUUCACUGCACAUUUUAUUUAAUCGGACUAUUCUUUUUUUUGGGGGGGGGGGG